AUGAAGACCGAAGUUGCUCCUCAGUGUCUGCCGUCAAUGAGAAGAAGCCUGAUUGAGGAUGCUCGGGAGGGCAGAGAGCCGGGUAGCCCUGUCCCUGAGCCCGCUGACCAAUCGCUUGACUUCACUUUGGACCAAGAGGGGGGCAGAGACCUGGUAACUUUCACCUUUACGCUCCGAAACGCCAAGAGUUCUGCUCUCUCCCGCGCCAUCAACAUUUUCGAGACGUUUGAAGCUCAAAUCCACCACAUGGAAAGCAGAGCAGUUAGCAAGGACAAAAGUCGGGUGGAUGACCUGGAUUUCUUCAUCAGAUGUGAGGUGCACAGUUCCGGAGUCAAUACUCUGAUAAACUCUUUAAAAGGAAUGGCUGAAGAUGUCAGUAUCAGUAAGGAAGAGAAAGUCCCUUGGUUUCCUAAAAAAAUACAAGAUCUUGACAGGUGUCAUCAUCUGAUUACCAAAUUCGAACCUGAUCUGGAUCAAGACCAUCCAGGUUACCAAGAUCUGGAGUAUAGAGAACGCAGGUCUCACAUCGCAGGUCUGGCACUUAAUUAUAAGCAGGGAGAGCCUUUACCAAGGGUAGACUACACAACAGAAGAGAUAGCAACAUGGAAGAAGGUCUACAAUAAGCUGUCCACCUUGUACCCAAGCCAUGCCUGCAGGCAAUUUCUGGAUGCCUUCCAGAUUCUGGAGAAACACUGUGGUUACCAGGCAGACAAUAUCCCUCAGCUUCAGGAUGUCUCCAGUUUCUUGAAAGAGAGGACAGGUUUUCUUCUGCACCCCAUUGCUGGUCUCCUGUCACCCCGUGAUUUCUUAGCCAGUCUGGCAUUCCGAGUCUUUCAAUGCACUCAGUACAUCCGUCACUCCUCAUCCCCAAUGCACUCUCCUGAACCCGACUGCUGUCAUGAAUUGUUGGGACACAUUCCUAUGUUGGCAGAUGAACAGUUUGCACAAUUCUCACAGGAACUUGGCCUGGCUUCAUUAGGAGCAUCAGAUGAAGAUAUUGAAAAACUAUCAACUCUUUACUGGUUCACAAUAGAGUUUGGGCUCUGUAAGCAGAAUGGAGACCUGAAAGCUUAUGGAGCUGGACUGCUUUCUUCAUAUGGAGAGCUGAUGUAUUCCUUAUCGGGUGAACCUCAAUACAAGGCUUUCGACCCUGAGGUCACAGCAAUCCAAACAUACCAAGAUCAGACCUUCCAACCCCUCUACUUUGUGUCAGAGAGUUUUGAAGAUGCAAAAUCCAAACUCAGGGUGUAUGCGUCUAAGAUCAGGAAGGGCUUCUCACUCCACUACGAUCCACUGACCUGCAGUGUGGAGAUACUGGACAAACCACACAAGGUCAAGAAAGCUCUUACCCAGAUGCAGGAUGAGCUGAAGAAUCUCUGCUUUGCUCUAGAUCAACUUUCUUAA
This is a messenger RNA of Carcharodon carcharias (great white shark), 1404 nucleotides long. It is a transcript of the gene th2, whose product is annotated as tyrosine hydroxylase 2. Gene Ontology annotation, molecular function: iron ion binding; tyrosine 3-monooxygenase activity. Bases 1 to 1404 code for a protein of 467 amino acids. NCBI's taxonomy places the organism in Eukaryota, Metazoa, Chordata, Chondrichthyes, Lamniformes, Lamnidae. Gene Ontology annotation, cellular component: cytoplasm; perikaryon; axon. Gene Ontology annotation, biological process: dopamine biosynthetic process from tyrosine. The transcript is spliced from 12 exons. The record is from RefSeq and is a predicted model, not a curated record.